Molecule: messenger RNA, 691 nt
Organism: Paramecium pentaurelia
Lineage: Eukaryota; Ciliophora; Oligohymenophorea; Peniculida; Parameciidae
Source: the annotation of a GenBank genome assembly
AAUGAGUUUGUAAUAGGAGUAUGAUUAUCUUUUCAAGAUACUUUUGAUUGGAAACUCAGCUGUAGGAAAAUCAUCAUUGUUACUCCGAUUCGCUGACAAUGUAUUCAAUGAGAGUUUUUUACCUACAAUUGGUGUAGAUUUCAAGAUCCGUACUUUUGAUUUGAAUGGGAAGACAGUAAAACUAUAGGUAGUUUUGGAAUAAAAUUUAGAUUUGGGACACUGCUGGAUAAGAAAGAUUCAAAACAAUAACAAAUUCUUAUUAUAAAGGAGCUCAUGGAAUAAUAUUAGUUUAUGAUGUGACUGAUAAAUAAUCAUUUAAGGAUGUUGAAAAUUGGUUAGCUGGUAAUUAUAUUAAAUUCAUCAAAUAGAGGUGGAAAAGUAUGCAAAUGAAAAUGUUGUAAGAGUACUUGUUGGUAAUAAAGUUGAUUUAGAAAGUAAAAGAGAAGUUACAUCUGAAGAAGGAAAAGAACUUGCAGAUUCUUUAAAUAUACGUUUUAUAGGUAAUUAUGUAAAUUAAUAAAAGAAACUUCUGCAAAGAAUUCAUCAAAUGUAGAGAAAGCUUUUAUUACACUAGCAAAUGAAAUCAAAGCAAAAGUUGCAAAGAGUAGUGAAGCUGUUCCAAUAAAAACUGGACCUCGCAUCACUCCAGAUCAAUAAUAGAAUACAGUCAAAGAUAAUGGAUGCUGUUGAC